AUGUCUGUUAGGUGGCCUACGUGGGCUCUUGACGGCACCGACGGAUUUUUGUCUGCGAAUUGUGUCCAAUCAUUGUUGAAGACUUGGGGCAGCGGGAUAGCCUCUCGUGUGUUCUUGGUGGCGUCAGUUACCUUGUUGUUGUUGGCGGUUGUGCUCUGGUCUGCUUCCCGUAUAUGUGGCAAAGGUAGUAACCCUGAAUGGAACGAAAGCUUUGUCUUCACCGUGUCAGACCAAGCUACGGAGCUGGUGAUUAAGCUUAUGGACAGCGACUCGGGCACAUCGGACGACUUCGUUGGUGAAGCAACGAUUCCUUUGGAAGCAGUUUAUACGGAAGGGAGCAUUCCACCAACAGUUUAUAAUGUUGUGAAAGGUGAACACUACUGCGGAGAAAUCAAAGUUGGUCUCACAUUCACUCCCGAGCGGGUGGUACCACCCACUGUCUGGUUGGGUACCAGGAGGUACCAGGACUUCUACAAGCAUAUGUUAGCUCUUUCGAAGAGCAGGUUCUUAGGUUCUGAUAUCCAUGAUCCAAUUGAUGCAGACAAUGAUAUCUUCCUACCUUGUAGGAUGGUCGCCAGCGCGGUCUCCCCGAAGACUUUGGUGGCUGGAAACAAUCGCAUUGAGCAGACUCGGAAGAACAAGGAUGCUCGUCAAGCCUUGAGGCCUUGA
Messenger RNA from Triticum turgidum subsp. durum (durum wheat), 669 nucleotides. The record is from the annotation of a GenBank genome assembly. NCBI's taxonomy places the organism in Eukaryota, Viridiplantae, Streptophyta, Magnoliopsida, Poales, Poaceae.